Oncorhynchus kisutch (coho salmon) is the source of this 1912-nucleotide messenger RNA. It is a transcript of the gene srsf2b, whose product is annotated as serine and arginine rich splicing factor 2b. The record is from RefSeq and is a predicted model, not a curated record. Gene Ontology annotation, molecular function: RNA binding. Bases 474 to 1112 code for a protein of 212 amino acids. The transcript is spliced from 3 exons. NCBI's taxonomy places the organism in Eukaryota, Metazoa, Chordata, Actinopteri, Salmoniformes, Salmonidae.
AUUGGGAAACUGAGUUGAUUUGCUAUAGUCUGACGCCAAUCUCGUUUCCGGGUCAAAAAAUAAAAAACAUUAUUAAAUUGAAAGUAUUUUCCAUUUGUGUCCCCUCCGAGUUAUUUGUAUACAAUAUAAUAUAUUUUGGUGCAUUGAAUUAUGAUUUUAAAUUUUUUAAUUUGAAGAUGUGUUGCUUUUCCCUCCAAAUAAAUACGCAGCAGCGUUACUCUUCAACCUCAUUCAACGAGGAGGAGCAAGGGAUAACAUCUCGUUCUAACAAAUGGUCGGUGCUAAGGAAAUCGUUAUAAAUUUGGAAAGCUAUAUUGCAUUUUUUUAAGAAAAACUCGACAUAUUGCGAGCAGGCUGAUUAAGUACGAUAAUUUUAAUCAACAUUUUUAAGCGGGUGUUGACCUUUCACCCACAUUUUCUGGUAGUACCGUUGCGUGUUUGUUAGUUAGGCUAACUAAGGCCCUAUCUGCAACAUGAGCUAUGGUAGGCCCCCGCCCGAUGUUGAGGGCAUGACUUCUCUUAAAGUGGAUAAUCUGACGUACCGAACCUCACCUGAGACCCUUCGCCGUGUCUUUGAAAAGUAUGGUAGGGUAGGAGAUGUUUACAUCCCCCGAGAUCGUUAUACGAAAGAGAGCAGAGGGUUCUCCUUUGUGCGAUUCCAUGACAAGCGGGACGCAGAGGAUGCGAUGGACGCAAUGGAUGGUGCCGUGCUGGACGGACGCGAGCUAAGAGUCCAGAUGGCCCGUUACGGACGUCCCCCAGAUUCUCAUCAUGGAGGCGGUGGUGACCGUGGAGAUCGUGGAGACCGUCGGCGUGGAGGUGCACCCCGGAGUCCGAGGCGUCGGAGACGCAGCAGAUCCCGGAGCAGAAGCCGAUCUCGUUCCCGGAGCCGCUCCCGCAACAGCCGAUCAAGGUCUCGUUCCUACUCUCGCUCCAAAUCUCGCUCCCCCAAGAGAGACAAGGCCAAGUCCCCGUCCAGGUCCCGCUCCAGAUCCAAGUCUCCCAAGUCAAAGUCCCGUUCCAGGAGCCACACCCCUGCGGAAAGAGCCUCAAGAUCAAGAUCCAAGAGCCAGCCCAAGUCACCUGGGGAGAAUGGAGCUGAAACCCCAUAGAUGACUGACAAAAUGAUGAGAUGCCAAUGAGGACAUCACACUUCAGACUGAGGACCCUGUCCAUACAAUGAUUUCUGUGUAAAAGGUUAUUAUUGUAUCUUGAUCUGAAGGCUGUUUAUUUUUAUUUUUAUUUUUUUUCGUUUGCCCAGACUGCUUGUCUUUCAUUGUGCAAUGUUUAAAAAUAAAAUCUAUGCUUAAUGUGCUUUUGAGGUAAAUGGGCUAAAACUGCUGGGAUUUCAAUUUGUUGGGCUGCACGGCUAUUUGUCAUAGUGAAGAUUUGAUGGCCUAGCUUUUACAACUUAUUUUGGGUUUCAUGAAGACAGUUGUUAUAGGGUUGGCUGUUAGAAGUUCAAAUGGAUAGGGCUUUUAGAAUAAGUAUGCAAAGAACCAGGCAUGGAUUUACUUGCAGGUCAACUUUGCUAUGUAGCUUUGUUUCAUUUCAUUGUGACUCUAAUCUUCUCUCCUGUAUUUUUUGUGCACUAGGCGCAGUUGUGUAGCAGUUGAGUAUUGCUGGUUAGCUGUUAAGGUGGCGUGUUGCAGUGCUUGGCUGUUUCCAGUGUUCUCCGGAAUGCCCCUGUGGCUACAAUGCUGUGAUGGUGGCCAACUUAAAUGAUUGCUACAAAUUCACCAUCGGUAGAAUGCCUGUCUUUCAACAAGUUUAAAUGUUCUUUUAUUCAGAGCACUAAGUAUGGUGUGCUAAUUUUGUUUAAUGCAUUCUGUCUUGCCCUUUGUGCAUUCCUUUCCCCCCUUGCAAGAGUCUGUAUAGGUGUCCAAUGUGAAAGCUAAUAAAAAUUGUCUUC